AUGGACAAGUUUGCUGUUGAUUUGGACCAGGUUCUCAACGAUUUUGAAUACAGUGAAUUCACAGACCAGUAUAAUGCAACGAGAAAUACAUCUGCUUCCACCCAAAAUAAUGGUACAAUGCACUCCAUAAACAAUGUAUUCCACAGUUUGAAUGAAUAUUUGAAUACCAAUAUCGAUAUAACUAGUUCAAGUCAAACCCAGAAAAUGCCUGAAAAAGAUACUGUCAAUAUUCCUCAACAUUCUGAAAAGUGUUCUACUGAACCAGGCAGUAAAAUCACUGAAAAAAUUGAUUUAAAUGAAAAUGACCUCCAUGCUCAGAAACAUAAUGGAGCUGGUGAUUUUGCAAAUAUUCAAAUAAUAAAUGUUGAGCAAGCUGAAAAUAUCAAAAAUAUCAAUAAAGAACUGCUUGAUGAGACAGAGACAAUUAGCCCAGAAUAUUAUGUAAAUCAUGCCAACAAAGAGGAUAUUGAGAAGGAAAGCAUAAGUAAUGAAGAACAAGUUCUACAUACAUUUGACAACAGUAUAGAUGAAAGAAAACCAAAUAGUGAUCACUCUAUCAAACACAAUACAGAAAGUGAACUAAUUGUAGUACUUGAUUCCAACAAAAAAGGAACAGAGGUGGUAGAGGACAUUGGUGUUGAAAUUAUUCAUUUUGAAGUGAAAGAUUCUGUGGCUAAAACUGAAGUUGUGAAAAAUGAUCAUGAUACACCUAAGCAAGAAAAUUCAGAUGACUCUGUAGAAGCAUGCAACACUGUUGGAUUUGUGGAUGACUUAAACUUAGAUGACACUGCAAUUAAUCAGUUAUUAGCUGAACUUGAAGAUGAAUUCAAAGAUAAUGAUGAGAAAUCAGAUGUCCACUAUAAUGAGAAGGAUCAUGUGGAAACAGAUAUUUUAGAAAAAACUACAGAGGUCAUGGAAGAUUUGAAUCAGUCAAUCCCUAUUCAUGAUGUGAUUGGUAAGGAAAUAAUUAACAAUGCAGAUGAUUCAGUUAGUGCAACAGGAACAAGUGAUAAAGAAGAUUUCAUAAUCGAUAACAAAAUCAAAGAGAACACUUCUUCCACUGACCCUCAACCAUCACCUUAUAAAACAACUGUUGGAAAAAACGACGAAGAAACUGGAUAUGAUGUGACAACAAAGGAUGAAGAUACUAAAAUUGAUAUGGCAACCAUGAAACAGACAGACCAUGGUGUAGGCGAUUCUACUGGUACUAAUGAAGUGGAAAAUGCAAAUAGUGUUGCUGAUUCCGAUAAUAAUAGUAGUGGUCCACAAGAAAUAGAAGGUUCAUGUGAUUCUUCUAGUAGACCACAAAAUUUAUCCUUGAAGGGAAAUGAUGGAGAUUCUCAACGUGAAAUCAAUUUGAUAGGAAAUCCAGGCUCCACUCCCUACAACAACAUCUACGUGCGUGAAGAGAUCCACAAACACGGCACCCACAAUCACCACCACCGACACCACGAAAGCGACGCCUCCUCCUCCUCCUCAUCGUCGGACACUUUUUCUGACGCUAGCAGCACCGCCUCGACGGCCUCCACCGAAGAGGCGACAGACGAGCGCGAGCCGAACGUCGCCGACGGCAAACCGAAGGUUGACGACGACAAGCCGAACGUAAACGAUGGCGUGCCGAACGUCGAAGAUGGUGCCCGAAGUGCUGCGGACGCGAGGAAAGCGAUAGGUGGCGUUGGGGAUGCGAAUGAUGAGACAGGUGACGCGUCGGGAAGGUCGGAUGAGGUGCAACUAUUUGGGGAUGAAGAUGUCGAGAACGUUGGGGAGCAGGAUGCCGAUCGAGCAGAGAAUUCCGAUGUGCCCCCCGAGAGCGAAGAGAUAACGGAAGACCCGGAAUCGGAAUCCGUCACCCUAACCUGUUCCGGUGACUAUCCGCUGGACGACGUCGGGACGCAAUGGCUAGGCAAACGGGCGCCCCACUGGAUACCCGACGCCGACGCCACCAGCUGUCUACAUUGUGACAUGAAAUUCACGGUGUUGAAGAGGCGGCAUCACUGUAGAGCGUGCGGACUGGUGUUGUGUUCCAAGUGCUGCCACCUCAGAUUCAAGCUGGACUAUCUGGACGCGGAGGCCAGAGUGUGCAACAAAUGCCACGGCAUUCUGAACCGCGACUCCGGCAGCAGUUCCGGCUCCGAGAGGUCGCCGGAAAACGGUAAUUCGCCCCAGCAUCGACCGAACCCGAACAACCCUUCGGAAUAUUGUUCGACGGUGUCGCCCUUGGAGCAGGCUGCCGGCGGCAAUGCGAAUCCCCCCGCCGUGAUGGUGCCUGUCGGGGUGUUGAAACGUAAAGGUUCAAAUAAGGGGAAAUCAAACAAGAGUGUGAUGUUCUGUGAUGGAAUAAGGCCUGGAAGUGACUUAACGAAUUUAGACAACGAUUUCAAUUAUAAUAAUACAAAGACAAAGAAACUGGAAAAAAAUAAUACCUCAGCUGGAAAAAUCAAUAGGAAUCUACCAAUCAUCGAUUCAGAAACUAAUACCUUCAUCCCAAAGAAUGAAAAUAGUUUACCACCAAUUGUAACAAUUUCCAAAACAGAUAUAACAUAUGCUGAUUGUUCCAAUAAUCCAGCGACAAUUGAAAUGCUAAAAAAUGAAGAAGUAACCUUCGCCCUUCAGCUCAGUUUGUACGUUCACGUAAAAGUAAUCGAUAUGAGUUGUUGUAUCAACAAAAUGGCAUGGUGUUUUUCCACUGAAGGAUUGAUUAAUGUCGGCCAGGAUGAAAUUGUAUAUUUGUUGGAGUACAUUGACGAGGAAUCCUUUGUUCCAAAAGAUGUGUUUUACCAUAUCAACAAUAUUUAUGUUGAUGCUGUCAAAGGUACAUCCGUGAAGGAAUUGGGAUUGUCAUUACACAAUUCAACAAACUUCUUGGAUUCGAAAAACCAUGCAGGUUUCGUAUAUAUCCGUCCUUCCUUCCAGUGUUUAGAAAAUGUGAUAAAACCGAAUGAUCCGUUUCUAAUAGGUAUUUUAAUACAUCGUUGGGAAACGCCAUGGGCCAAACUGUUUCCUUUACGAUUGAUAUUGAGAUUAGGAGCAGAAUAUAGGUACUAUCCAAGUCCAAUUAUCUCAUCGAGGCACAGAGACAGUGUUUUCGUCGAAGUAGGACACACCAUAAUUAAUUUGUUGGCAGACUUCAGGAAUUAUUCUUACUCUCUGCCACAGAUUAGAGGUUUGACGAUCCAUAUGGAAGAUAAAAAUACCACUGUCACCAUUCCAAUGAACAGAUAUGAUCAGGUGGUCAAAUCUCUCAAUAACACGAGUGAUCACAUUCUGGCAUUUGCUGGUACUUUCAGCCAACUGGCAGACUCUCACUUGGUGUGCAUACAGGAUACACAAGGCAAUGACAACUCCUAUUCGACUCAUGCCAUCAACAUUCACAAUAAACCUAGAAAAAUUACCGGGGCAAGUUUCAUAGUUUUCAAUGGCGCUCUGAAAUCGUCGAGCGGUCUCACGGCCAAAUCGAACAUCGUCGAGGACGGUCUGAUGAUUCAAGUGUUGCCGGAGCACAUGCAGCAGAUCAGAGACAAGUUGAGAGCGAUGAAAAACCACACGAUUUCGUGCGGCUGCGUCAAUGCAGAGUCAGACGAGACCGUCAACAUCGUGUGGGGAGAAAAUGAUGCCAAUUUCAAUAUCGGAGUAUCAUCUACCAUCGAUAAUAUGUCGCUAAGUGGAAUACCCUCCAUUAGAGUACAUAAUGGAAAAAAUCAUGUCUGUGUUAAUGGGAAUAGAAUUAUAAGGUGGACUGAAGUUUUCAUUAUCCAAAAUGGUGAAGAAAAUGCUAAAAAUCAGGAACCUGUGGAUAUAUCAAGAUUAUCUGAAAAUAUCGCGAAGGCGACAUGUGACGCUCUAGUCAAAUAUCUUGACCUUUUGUUGACCAACAAUUUCCAGAAAAUCGGCAUUCGAACCACAUUGCAGUCGGACAAUGUGUCCUAUUGUGCUGGGAGUAACGGUGUGAAACUACCACCCAUUUAUAUGAAAAGUCUGGACGAAGAACUGAUUCCAGUUCUACACAGGUUAACCUCAAGUAACUUGAGUGAGAGUGCAAUUAUUUUAGAAUUGAUUUUCAGAAUUUUGAACGUAUAG
Messenger RNA from Phaedon cochleariae (mustard beetle), 4077 nucleotides. NCBI's taxonomy places the organism in Eukaryota, Metazoa, Arthropoda, Insecta, Coleoptera, Chrysomelidae. The record is from the annotation of a GenBank genome assembly.